CGGCGACGGACGUUUGUGAGUGGUGCACCUCGCCCCGCCGGAAGCACUUCCCUGAGCGGAAGCUUCUGAGAACGAAAUAGCGGAAGUGCUUUCUCUUCCGCUCUUUUUGGUCUUUGCCAGAAGCGGUAUGACGAAAGGAACGUCAUCGUUUGGAAAGCGUCGCAAUAAGACGCACACACUGUGCCGCCGUUGUGGCUCGAAGGCCUAUCACCUUCAGAAGUCGACUUGUGGCAAAUGUGGCUACCCUGCCAAGAGGAAGAGAAAGUAUAAUUGGAGUGCGAAGGCGAAAAGACGAAAUACCACAGGGACUGGUAGAAUGAGGCACCUGAAAAUUGUAUACCGCAGAUUCAGGCAUGGAUUCCGUGAAGGAACAACACCUAAACCGAAGAGGGCAGCUGUUGCAACAUCCAGUUCAUCUUAAGGAUUUCAGUGACUAGUCACACAAUAAAUGUUCUGGUUUUAAAAAAAUA
Molecule: messenger RNA, 470 nt
Organism: Manis javanica (Malayan pangolin)
Lineage: Eukaryota; Metazoa; Chordata; Mammalia; Pholidota; Manidae
Gene: RPL37
Product: ribosomal protein L37
Biological process (GO): translation
Cellular component (GO): cytosolic large ribosomal subunit; ribosome
Molecular function (GO): RNA binding; structural constituent of ribosome
Source: RefSeq, a predicted model, not a curated record